AUGAGCACGCCGGAACCUGCGUCCGUUCUUGAAAGUAGACCAACUGAUGCAUGGACCGCUGCUGCGUCUGCUGGCACCCUCGCACCUUCGGCAUCGCCAUCCUCGUCGGUGUGGUGUUCGUCAUCGAGUAACGCUAUGCCCGUCCCUGGUCCCAAUGAGGACAUCGCUUUGACAUCGUCACAACCGCCGCCAACAUUGGCGUUUCAGCCGGCCGAUUCACCGUUUCAUGAAAAGUCUCCCAUUCCUCCAUUACCACGAGGCAGGCACGGUCCUACGAACUCUCUAUCUACCAUACCUUCGUUUGACACACGCCCCGCUGUAGCUUCAGCACUUGACGGUGGCUUGCAUGCACAUCCACCCCGCGGUCGUACACGAGCAGGUACCAUGCCAUCUAGGUUUGGCGCCCCAGGUGCGCCACUUCCCAAAUUCGACGAGCCUCUGUGGAGCGGUGCCCUUGGCGCGAGUCAUGUAAGUGUGCCUCGCCAUGCGACCGAUUUCGAGAAGGUAUCAACCACGUAUAACAGCGGUUUGCCGUCAUUGCCCGACGGAUUCCGCCUGUUGUCCGAAAAGAGCGACGCUGAUGCCCUUGGUGAGACGCAGGAAUCGUCUCUCGCCAAGACCCUAGACUACUUGGGACUUGGCGAUGAGCCUCGACCAGUGCCACGAGAACGUGCUCGCACCGAUGCAAGUGUCAAACCGGCGUUGGGUAUGAUGGAGUCAUCUCAUCACCUUGUAAUCGACCGAUUUUUACAGCCCGAGUUGCUCCAGCAGCAGCAACAACAACAAAACCGUAUAUCAUCGGCGACGUCUCCAGCGCCGCCAAUGAUGCCGACUCAGAUCCAUCCUCAAAGCCAGGCUCCGACGAAAGGAUCUUCGCAGCCGUUCAUGUCUCGUGCGCCCGGUUUUGGUCGUUUGCGUUCAGGAACAGUUGCCGCUAUGAGUGGACCUGACGGACGACAGCGCACGGAACUCGAGCUUCAGCGCGCAUAUGGGAUGAUGACACCAGACGCACUUUCAGCACGCGUUCGAAGCAACUCUGCUCAUUUGCACUCCAGUCAGCCGCGCGAUUCUAGAGAGGAACGCAACCUGUACAUUACACGCUUGAGUACACAAGCCUCUACACGUCUUCUCUUACGUCUCUUUGAGCCGUACGGCAUGAUUGAAGACAUUCUAUUAUUCCCGCAGCACGGAGCUGCUUCUGUCCAGUUCGAAGAAGCCAUUCAAGCUGAGCAAGCGGCCGAGGCCGGCACUUCUUUCAUUGGUGCUUACCUCAUGGAGCUGUUUAGUGACCAAUCGGUCAUGCCACAUUUUGCCGCUGGAAUGAGCUCAAUUCUGCCGCCUAGCAUGGAUGUGGAACCAGUCGCUUCGCGCGUCAUCCAAGUGUCGGCCUUGCCACCUGGCACGACACAGUCUGAGCUGACGCAGCUAUUCCUGAUGGCUGGCCCCAUCGAGCAUGUGGCAGCUCAGCCACACGCCGUGCAAAUAACGUUCGAACGUAUCGAAGAUGCUCGCACAGCACUUCAGUUGGAUGCGAGCUUGCCAUUUGGUGGUGCAUGGCCACUGCGCGUACUCUCUGUAUCUGAAGAAGACAUCUGGCCUCGUAGGCAGCCGCGAGCGACCCGCGUCGGUGGUUCGGCAAGCAUCGUGCCCAGCAGCGAUAAGGGCGGUGUGCCCCUCCCGUCUGAGCUCGCACCAUCACUGGCGCCUGAUCAACAACGGGAAUGGCUCAAGGUCCUGCGCUUCCAGUCUGGUCUCGAUCCAGAGCUUGAGCAGGUCGCUUCGCCCGUCGAGCACACUUAUGCAACAAGCAUUCCACUGCCGGCCGACGGUGGUCGAGCCAGCCGGCGUAUGGAUCAUGCCAAGUACCGAGAGUUGCGCAAGACGCUCGAAGCGCACCGGCUGACGCAACCAGAAGUUGACCAAGUCGCUCUAGAGCAACUUGAUGUCAUUGUCGAGCUUGCGCGCAACUACAUUGGUAAUACAGUGGUGCAGCGUUUUUUCGAACAAUGUUCCGAGUCUGCCAAGACACGCAUGCUUGAGAAGCUAGCGCCGCAUCUAGCCUCUAUUGGCACUCAUAAAAAUGGCACAUGGGCUGCACAAAAAAUCAUCGACUGUGUUCGUACCGAGGAACAGCAAGACCUCAUUGUCCAACACAUGCAGCCGUAUGUGCCACCGCUACUAUUAGACCAGUUCGGUAACUAUGUUGUCCAAUGUGUGUUGCCAUUUGGAUUUCCAAAGGCCGACUUCAUCAUGGAUGCCAUGGUCGACCGGUGCUGGGAAAUUGCACAGGGCAGGUUCGGUGCCCGCAGCAUGCGGACUUGCUUGGAGCAUCCCGACAUGCCUCGGCACCAUGUAAAACGAGUAGCUCUCGCUAUCAUUUUACACUGUGUACCGCUUUCCACCUCGUCAAAUGGAGCUCUCUUACUCACAUGGCUCUUUGAGUCGUCCGGCCUUGCUGGCGUCAGUACAUUGGUCGCCCCGCGUUUUGUCCCCUUCAUGUCUCAAAUGUGCACACACAAACUAGCAUCUGGUGUGAUAUUGCGGAUUCUAUCGCAAACGGCUGACUUAGAGUCAGCUCGCCUCCUCCUUCAGACCCUCUUCGAUGUGCCCCGCAUGCAAGUGCUGGAAGAAGUGCUCUUGGACCCAGUUCAUGGAGUUCUCCUUGUGAGCCGUGCACUGUUAAGUCCAGCACUUGAACGUGAUGCGCAAGUUAAAUACUCACAAGCAACCGCUGAGCUCCUCCAACGCAACGAUCUCGUAUAUGUGCCUGCUUACCGCCGCCUAGCCGAACAGGUCGGUGUCUUGCACGAUGUGCCGACGCGUGUCCCUACACUCAAAUGGGAUGGAAAUGCGCCACUACACCCGCCGCCAACAAGCUUGACGUCCCUUCCACCUGGAGCUUUGCCUGCGACCACAACCGGCCUUUCAUUAUCAGCUACUCUUCCACGACCCGCCUCUACACCAGUAUUCCAGAACGAACUAGGGUGA
Molecule: messenger RNA, 2988 nt
Organism: Malassezia globosa CBS 7966
Lineage: Eukaryota; Fungi; Basidiomycota; Malasseziomycetes; Malasseziales; Malasseziaceae
Exons: 1
Coding region: 1-2988 (995 amino acids)
Biological process (GO): nuclear-transcribed mRNA catabolic process, deadenylation-dependent decay
Molecular function (GO): RNA binding
Source: RefSeq, a predicted model, not a curated record